Messenger RNA from Lodderomyces elongisporus, 1392 nucleotides. RefSeq names its product [Histone H3]-lysine-36 demethylase (gene JHD1). The transcript has a single exon. Gene Ontology annotation, molecular function: histone demethylase activity; transcription coregulator activity. Bases 1 to 1392 code for a protein of 463 amino acids. Lineage: Eukaryota; Fungi; Ascomycota; Pichiomycetes; Serinales; Debaryomycetaceae. The record is from RefSeq and is a predicted model, not a curated record. Gene Ontology annotation, biological process: protein demethylation; regulation of transcription by RNA polymerase II.
AUGAUGAAAGCUACAGACACAUGUCCCAUUUGUACCGAUAGAGAUUCGGAGAAGGUUCUUUGGAUCCAAUGUUCAGAAUGCAAACAGUGGUUUCACACGCAAUGCUUGAAGCUAAAAGAGUAUGAAGUGCUGUCUAUCGUAGCCUACCAUUGUCGUGAUUGCAGUCGACUAAAAGGGCCAUCGAUUUUGAAACGACAGUCCAAGAGAACAAGAGUUUCGGUCGACUAUGUGGCACUCAAUGAAGGUCAGACUAUUGCGCUUGAUAAAAAGAGCCAUCACCACUUGCAUAGUUUUUUGGAAUUGAAAAGCGUGCCCAAUAUAGAGAUAAGUUCCACACUAACAAAGGGAUUUGCAUUGAAAAUGGGAAUGGAAAGACCGAUUCUUAUCCCAAAAGCUCAAUUGGAUAUUGUUGGAAUGAAACUUCCUUUGGAUCGAAAUAAAAUUACAAUUGAUUAUAUUACUGAAUGCUGUGGUGCAAAUACCCCUGUUGAGGUAAUGGAUGUGAUUUCACAACAAGGAGUUUCUCCCUCUUGGAAGUUGGCCCAAUGGCAGGAAUAUUUCAAUACAGCGCAAGAAUAUCGAGACCGAAUACGGAACGUGAUAUCGUUGGAGAUUUCAAGUGUUCAAAACUUGGGCACGUCGUUUACUCGGCCCCAAAUGGUGCGCGACUUGGAUUUAGUGGACAAAGUAUGGGACCCCAAGGAUGAGCAAGAACGGAGCAAAGUGACCAAAUAUUGUUUAAUGUCGGUAAAGGAUUGUUUUACUGAUUUUCACAUUGACUUUGGCGGUACAUCAGUUUAUUACUAUGUUUUGAAAGGGUGCAAGACAUUUCUUUUUUAUCCUCCAACAGAUGAUAAUCUUGCUCUUUACACUUUGUGGUGUAUGGAACCAAAACAGAACAUUAUUUGGUUCCCAGAGUAUAGCAAAGUUGUCAAUAAACGAAAAGUUCAUCCGCUAGGCGGUUUCAAAGUCACUUUGCAACCCGGUGACUUGUUCAUUAUCCCAAGCGGUUGGAUUCAUUGUGUUCAUACCCCGCAAGACUCGAUAGUCUUUGGAGGCAAUUUCCUCACACUAAGGGAUAUGAAAAUGCAGCUCAAGAUAUAUGAUAUUGAGCGUGUUACUAAAGUGCCCAAUAAGUUUAGAUUCCCCAUGUUCAACAAAGUCAUAUGGUUGAGUGCAUGGUACUAUUCCCAGCACAAGGAAGAGAUGCUCAAAGAUGUUGCAGAUGAUAAGGUGCUUGCGAUUGAAAUAGUGGAUCUAUGGAUCAAACAUCUUAACGACCACUACAAUUUGAGUUUGUCAAACCAAGUGGCGAAACGAAGCAUUCCUGGUAGUAUCAAAAAGCCAUUGCUCUUUAUAGAGGACUUGCGGAAAUGGAAGGAAAGUAUAUAA